AUGUCGACACCAGCGGCUCCAGUUCCUCGUCGACCAGCGUCUGCCAAUGGUGGUUCUGGAAGCGCGCCGUCUAGUCGUCCUGCUUCAGGCUCUGGUUUACGUAUAGGGCCGUACCUAUUGGGAAAAACUUUGGGAGUCGGCAGUACCGGUCGCGUUAAGCUCGGAACCCAUAUUGAGACUGGUCAACGCGUGGCCAUCAAGAUCAUUUCUCGUGAAUCCCUCUCUCAAAACCAAUCGCCGGAAAAGAAGACUUCAAACAACAUGAAGAUUGAACGUGAAAUCACAAUUAUGAAACUGAUUCAGCAUCCGAACGUUCUUCAGUUAUUCGAUGUCUAUGAAAGCGAGAAGGAAUUGUUUUUGAUUUUGGAACACGUCGAGGGUGGUGAAUUGUUUGACUUUUUGGUCAAGAAGGGCAGACUUUCUGAGGGAGAAGCCCUCAAGUUUUUCCAGCAGAUUGUGUUUGGAGUCGAUUUCUGCCAUAGACACUUAAUUUGUCAUCGAGAUCUCAAGCCAGAAAACGUACUGCUCGAUAAAGAUCUCAAUGUAAAAAUUGCAGACUUUGGUAUGGCCAGUUUGCAAGUAACUGGAAAGAUGCUGGAGACCAGUUGCGGGUCUCCACACUACGCAAGUCCCGAAGUCAUCAAGGGUAUCAAGUACGAUGGACAAACUUCUGAUAUUUGGAGUUGUGGUGUGAUACUGUACGCCCUCUUGACUGGAAACUUGCCGUUCGAUGAUGAGAAUAUACGUAGAUUGCUGAGCAAGGUCAAAUCUGGAAUGUACAUCAUUCCCGAGUUUGUGAGCGUCGAAGCCAAGGACCUGAUCAAGAAAAUGUUGGUGGUUGAUCCAACUCAACGUAUAACCAUGAGGGGCAUUAUGGAGCACCCAUGGUUUAAGUCCCAGACCUUCAAGCCUGUUGACCAAAUGUAUUUGAAAGGUGCUCUUGAUAACAAGGAGGCCUUCUCCAAGAUCAUGGAAGGCCAACCACUAGAUUCAGAAAUCAUUGCAUCCCUUGGUCUUCUGGGAUGGGGCAAUGAAGCUGAACUAAAUGAGGCGCUGAAGAAACCAGAAGCCAACAUUGAAAAGGUCUUUUACUUUCUCCUCUGCAAUCGAAAACUGGAAACCAUGGAAAACUUUGACGUCCGAAAACUUCAGGAAUGGGAUAUUGAAGGUGGACCAAGACGACGUGCAGAUUCAUUCUCUUCUUUAUACGGGGAUCGCAGCGGCUCCAAAUCAGAGCUUACAAACAUGGGUAAAUCCAUGGAUGAACUGCGACAGAAAUUGGACGAAUCUCGCAAGUCGAGAGAAGAAUUGAAUCGACCGUCUGCUCCUACUACUCCUACAAGUUCUAGUGGUGAUAUGUUGCCGCCUUCGAGAGAUUCUAGUGCCGAGGGGAUGGAUGUUGCUAAUAAGCGCAUGUCGAUGCCUUCAGCACCUGUUGUGGCCGCUGCGCCUACGAGUCCAGUCAAGAGUGCUAGACCUGUUAGUGAGAUUUCUCCAAAGGCCAAGAUUGUUUCAAAUCAUCAUGCAAGUGUCAAGGUCAACAGUCCAUUGUCUGCAUCCAUUACAAGUGCUGAUCCAACUUCCUACAUGCAAUCAGCCAGCCUCCCAGCAUACAGCAUGAUAAACGAAAGUGCUGGAUCAAGUCUCAGCAACGUUUCUCCCAUCAACACCAACAUGAAUGAUUACCGAACACCAAGUUCAGGAGGUGCCAAGAGCCUCACCAUUUCAAUUCCAAGUGCUGGUGAUCGUUCAUCUACCGCCAGUGUAUCGUCAGCUCAUUCAGGAAAGAGUCCUGAUGUUUCAGAUGUUCCUGGAACACCUAAAUUCCAUCGCAAGAGAGUCACCGAAGUCUCCUCGCCAGUCAUUACAUCCACAACACCCAAACGAAGCUGGUUUGCCAACUUGUUCAAUUUCAAACCAGAGACCUUUACAUUCGUCAGUCGCAAAAACUACGAGGAUACCGUCAACAAUAUCAUGGAGCGUCUCACAACCUUGGACGUCAAAUACCAACGCCGGAAGGAAGGUGGUUUCAAAUGCAAAUACGAACGGGGAGUUUCAUCUGACACACCAUCACCUACCGAGUCUAACGAAUCAGAAGAGAUCAAGCCCGAUAAGAUGGGAUCAACUACCAAGUUCCGCAUAGAUAUUAUUGGUGAAGAUGAAGAUCCAAAUGGUAUUAAGGUCGUGUUUGUUCAACAACAAGGAUCCUUCACACUGUUUUCAUCUCUAUGUGACAAGUUCAGAGAAACCUGGACUGUUUGA
Messenger RNA from Synchytrium microbalum, 2262 nucleotides. RefSeq lists its product as uncharacterized. The transcript has 17 exons. Gene Ontology annotation, cellular component: cytoplasm. Gene Ontology annotation, molecular function: protein serine/threonine kinase activity; tau-protein kinase activity; ATP binding. The record is from RefSeq and is a predicted model, not a curated record. Lineage: Eukaryota; Fungi; Chytridiomycota; Chytridiomycetes; Synchytriales; Synchytriaceae. Gene Ontology annotation, biological process: microtubule cytoskeleton organization; intracellular signal transduction; protein phosphorylation. The coding region runs from base 1 to 2262 and encodes 753 amino acids.